Messenger RNA from Salvelinus fontinalis (brook trout), 1956 nucleotides. Its product is annotated as RNA guanine-N7 methyltransferase-activating subunit-like protein. Gene Ontology annotation, molecular function: RNA binding. Bases 107 to 517 code for a protein of 136 amino acids. NCBI's taxonomy places the organism in Eukaryota, Metazoa, Chordata, Actinopteri, Salmoniformes, Salmonidae. The record is from RefSeq and is a predicted model, not a curated record. Gene Ontology annotation, biological process: RNA 5'-cap (guanine-N7)-methylation. The transcript is spliced from 3 exons.
UAUUGGUAGCGUGUUCUUAGGGGGACGUAUUUGCCAUUGCACUGUUGUCAAAAUUUGUCCAGUCGUACAUGUCGAAGCUGUCUGCUGAAUAAAUACAAUUUACAGAAUGACAGAUGGUCCAGAAACGCCGCCUAACUAUGAGGAGCAGUUUGCCCACCGGUUUUCUCUCGAGGACCCAGAAUACCAGCAGUACGUGAGUCGCCCCGCCAACCCCCCGCCACUGGUAGAGGACUGGUGCGGGCGUGGAGGUGGAAACAACCGGGGCAGAGACAACAGAUCCCAGGACCGUGGCGGGUACAGGGGCCGGGGUUGGGGAGGAGACAGGGACCGCGGAGGGGACAGGGACCGCGGAGGGGACAGGGACCGCGGAGGGGACAGGGACCGCGGAGGGGACAGGGACCGCGGAGGGGACAGGGACCGCGGAGGGGACAGGCGUUACGGCCAGGGGGGUGGUGGGCAUCAGUCUGGAAGAUACAACUCCUAUAACCAGAGACCAUCACAUUACGACCGCUACUGAACUCCUCUUACUGUGGAGUGACCCCAUUCACAUCACCCCAGGGCUCUCCAACCCUGUUCCUGGAGAGAGACCCUCCUGUAUGUUUAAACUCCAACUCUGGUCCUGGGGAGAAACCUUCCUGUAAGUUUUCACUCCAACCCUGUUCCUGGAGAGAGACCCUCCUGUAUGUUUAAAAUCCAACCCUGUUCCUGGAGAGAGACCCUCCUGUAUGUUUAAAAUCCAACCCUGUUCCUGGAGAGAGACCCUCCUGUAUGUUUAAAAUCCAACCCUGUUCCUGGAGAGAGACCCUCCUGUAUGUUUAAAAUCCAACCCUGUUCCUGGAGAGAGACCCUCCUGUAUGUUUAAAAUCCAACCCUGUUCCUGGAGAGAGACCCUCCUGUAUGUUUAAAAUCCAACCCUGUUCCUGGAGAGAGACCCUCCUGUAUGUUUAAAAUCCAACCCUGUUCCUGGAGAGAGACCCUCCUGUAUGUUUAAAAUCCAACCCUGUUCCUGGAGAGAGACCCUCCUGUAGGUUUAAAAUCCAACCCUGUUCCUGGAGAGAGACCCUCCUGUAGGUUUAAACUCUAACCCCAGGUGUAUCUAACCUGAUUCAGUUUAUCAACCAGAUAAUUAUUAGAACCAGGUGCACUAGACUAGAGUUGGACUAAAAACCUACAGGAGGGUAACUCUCCAGGAACAGGGUUGGAGUUUAAACCUACAGGAGGGUAACUCUCCAGGAACAGGGUUGGAGAACCCUCCAUUAUUACACACAUAGACCUGGCUGACACACACUGUGGCCGUAGCAGGUCAAUCUGAUCUCUCGCCUCUCUUCCAGAUGUAAUAUUGUAUUGAUCAGUGAUGUCAUGCUCUAAUCCACACAGAACAGGAUUACAACAGUGGUAUUGAUUUUUCCAGCCAGUAGUCUGGGCAUAGAGACAAACUAUUUUCUCUAUAGGCCCUUUUAUAAAGUAGUGCACUAUAUGGGGAAUAUGGCCCUGUUCUAAAGUAGUGCACUAAUAUAGGGAAUAGGUUGUCAUUUGGGACACAAUCAGUGCAGCGGCGUCGAUAGAGACGGUUACAACGUGAACUGCAGGGCGGGAAAAAUGAGUUAAAGACUUCAACUACCUGCCGUCAAAUGUAGCGUUUAAAGAUGUUCAUCUUUGCUACUAGUGUGAUGAGCUGCGUUGCCGUGGUGCAUUGUGGGGUGGUUCUCUUGUGUUCAUUUAGUUUGUUUCUCUUGACUUCUAAGACAACAUAUUCAGCUGGUCUGGAUGUUGAUACAGUGUUAUUGAAUCAAUCUAAAAAUGUGUCAUUAAUGAAAACCACAUUUGAACAGUCAAUGUCAUCUAUUUUCUUUUGUCAUAAAAUUUGCUUAUUCUUUCCAGUUGAAUAUGUGACUUGAAAUUGUAACCAGUUACACAUUUUUUUUCUUGUCUGAAAAAAUACAAAUAUAAAAAUUG